This is a messenger RNA of Triplophysa rosa, 3728 nucleotides long. RefSeq lists its product as uncharacterized. The transcript has a single exon. The record is from RefSeq and is a predicted model, not a curated record. Gene Ontology annotation, biological process: DNA integration. NCBI's taxonomy places the organism in Eukaryota, Metazoa, Chordata, Actinopteri, Cypriniformes, Nemacheilidae. Gene Ontology annotation, molecular function: nucleic acid binding. The coding region runs from base 124 to 3507 and encodes 1127 amino acids.
ACACCACCCCAUGUCUCCGUCCUCCCCACACCAAGCACCGCCCCCAUUUUCUGCCGCCCGGGCGGCGGGUAGGUCUGGGCCGGCCUGUUGGCGCUGCGGGGAUCCGGACCAUUUUCUCGACCGAUGUCCCAUGAUGGAUGUGGGGUUAAUGGUUCGGGUCCCGGACGCGCCUCAGGCUGCCCCCGGUCAGGCUGGCGAGUACCAGAUACCAGUGAGUAUUGGGGGGGUACCUAUCGGGCUCUGGUGGAUUCCGGUUGCAACCAGACCUCGAUCCACCAAAGCCUGAUUCGAUCCGUGGCAUGGGAUAAAGGCCGCGCGGUUAAGGUACGGUGUGUGCACGGGGAUGUGGUUCAAUAUCCCCUCAUGUCGCUGCCAAUAAAAUUUAAAGGGAAAAAGCAUAGAGUUGAGGUGGCCGUUAAUCCGCACCUCCGACAUCCGUUAAUUCUAGGGACGAAUUGGCCUGCUUUUCCAGAAUUAUUAAGGGUUUUAUGCACGGAUGUUGCUUGGGGAAAGGGAAACCGGGGAAGGCGAGGGCUCGUGCAGGCGGGCAGUGCAGAACCCGGCUCGCAGGGGUCUGACUCCGGGGGAGGAGAAAGCGGGAUCGAGAGGCUGAUCCUCUCGGACCGCGAUGACUUUCCCCUGGAGCAGGCCCAGGACGAGACCUUAAAACGGGCUUUUGAGCAUGUCUCGUCCAUUGACGGGCAGCCGGUGCAGCCUGCCCGACCUCUCGCCUACCCCUAUUUUGCACUUCGGAACAAUCGGUUAUAUCGAGUGGCCCAAGACGCUCAGACCAAAGAGGAUAUAACCCAAUUAUUAGUUCCAAAGAGCCGCCGGGAAAUGCUUUUUCAGGCGGCUCAUUGUAAUCCAAUGGCAGGACAUCUGGGGCAAACUAACACAUUAAAUCGUCUCAUGGCCCGGUUUUUUUGGCCGGGCAUUCACGACAAUGUGCGCAGGUGGUGCGCGUCUUGCCGUGAAUGUCAGUUGGUGAAUCCACCGGCCACACCAAAAGCGCCAUUGCGCCCUCUUCCGUUGAUGCAGGUCCCCUUCGAACGAAUUGGGAUGGACCUCAUCGGGCCAUUAGAACGAUCAGCACGGGGACAUCGGUUUGCUUUAGUCAUAGUGGACUAUGCAACCCGAUAUCCCGAGGCAGUAGCCUUGCGCAACAUUUCGGCAAAGUGUGUUGCGGAGGCUCUGUUUCGUAUCAUCUCCCGGGUGGGGAUCCCCCGCGAGGUCCUCACGGAUCAAGGCACGGCGUUCAUGUCACGCACACUGCGCGAGCUAUACGAGUUAUUGGGCAUUAAAUCGAUCCGGACCAGCGUCUUUCACCCACAAACAGACGGCCUGGUGGAGCGGUUUAAUCGCACAUUAAAGACCAUGAUUCGUAAGUUCGUACACGAGGACGCCAAAAAUUGGGAUAAGUGGUUGGAACCCCUAUUGUUCGCGGUACGGGAGGUCCCGCAAGCCUCCACAGGGUUUUCCCCGUUUGAGCUUCUUUACGGGCGGCAACCUCGAGGGGUGCUGGACGUAUUGAAGGAAACCUGGGAGGACGGGCCGUCCACGAGCAAAAAUGAAAUUCAGUAUGUCAUGGACCUGAGAACAAAACUCCAUACACUGGGGCGGCUAUCUAUGGAGAAUUUGUUACAGGCCCAGGACAAGCAGAGCCGCGGGUAUAAUAGGGGAACCAACUUGCGAAAAUUCACUCCGGGAGAGAAGGUACUUGUAUUACUCCCUACUUCCAGUUCAAAAUUACUUGCAAAGUGGCAAGGACCCUUUGAGGUUACACGGCAGGUAGGGGAUCUCGAUUAUGAGGUCGUACGAACAGACAGGCGGGGAGCACGGCAAAUUUACCACCUCAACCUCCUUAAAAAAUGGAGUGAGGAGGAGUCCGUGAUGUUGGCGACGGUGGUAACGGGAGAGGAUGAUCUCGGGCCGGAGGCGAAUGUUAAACAUCAAUCCCUCGCCCUGGCCCCGGGGGGAGAUCACCUCUCACCCUCGCAGCUCACGGAUGUGGCCCGCCUGCAGGCGGAAUUUGCGGAUGUGUUCUCCCCCCUGCCUGGUCGCACGAACCUUAUUCAGCACCACAUUGAGACCGAGCCGGGGAUAGUGGUACGAAGUAGACCCUACCGGUUACCUGAACACAAGAAAAAGGUGGUUCAGGGGGAAUUAGACGCGAUGUUGAAGUUGGGGGUAAUAGAAGAGUCUAACAGUGACUGGGCGAGCCCGAUAGUUUUAGUCCCUAAAACGGACGGCUCGAUACGGUUCUGUGUAGACUAUCGCAAGGUGAAUGCCGUGUCGAAAUUUGACGCGUAUCCCAUGCCAAGGAUUGACGAGUUGUUAGAUCGGCUAGGCACCGCUCGUUUUUUUUCGACACUGGAUUUGACGAAGGGAUACUGGCAGAUCCCCCUUUCCCCAGUGUCUAAAGAGAAGACAGCCUUUACCACGCCGUUCGGAUUGCACCAAUUUGUCACCCUUCCGUUCGGCUUGUUCGGAGCUCCGGCCACCUUCCAGCGCCUCAUGGACCGCAUCCUCCGGCCACAUGCAACAUAUGCGGCUGCCUAUCUGGAUGAUAUUAUCAUCUACAGCAAUGAUUGGCAGCGGCAUAUGGAGCACCUGAGGGCGGUCCUGGGGACGCUGAGGGAGACCGGGCUCACGGCCAACCCGAAGAAGUGUGCGGUUGGGCGGGUGGAGGUCAGGUAUCUGGGCUUCCACUUGGGUCAUGGGCAGGUGCGUCCCCAAAUUAACAAGACGGCAGCGGUUGCGACCUGCCCGAGGCCUAAGACCAAAAAGGAGGUGAGACAGUUUCUGGGGCUGGCGGGAUAUUACAGGAGGUUUGUGCCCAAUUAUUCGGAGCUUGCCAGCCCGCUGACUGAUCUCACUAAAAAGGAGGCACCAGAUCCGGUCCAGUGGACGGAGCGGUGCCAGCAGGCUUUUACCCAAGUUAAGGCUGCCCUGUGCGGCGGGCCGCUCUUACACUCGCCUAAUUUUUCUCUUCCUUUUUUUCUGCAGACCGACGCGUCGGACAGAGGGCUGGGAGCUGUCCUGUCCCAGGAGAUGGGGGGAGAGGAGCGGCCGGUGCUGUAUAUUAGCCGCAAGCUCUCAAAGAGGGAGGCUAAGUACAGCACCAUCGAGAAAGAGUGUCUGGCGAUCCGGUGGGCCGUUCUCACCCUCCGGUAUUAUCUCCUGGGGCGGGAAUUCACCCUCUGGUCGGAUCACGCGCCCCUCCAAUGGCUCCACCGCAUGAAAGAUACCAACACGCGGAUCACCCGUUGGUAUCUGGCUUUACAGCCAUUUAAAUUUAAGGUGAUCCACAGGCCGGGGGCACAGAUGGCUGUGGCCGACUUCCUCUCCAGGCGAAGGGGGAGGGGGGAGGCUGCAGGCCGGAGGGCUCCCCGGCCUGAGUCGGGCGGUGGGGGUAUGUGGCAAGGGGGGUGUGAUUUAGCAAGGUCUGCAGCGGGAGAGAAGGCUGAGAGAAGAGUGGUGAGUAAAUGGGGUGCGAAGUGCAAAUGAUGAUCAGCUGUCCUCUAUUCCAGUGAUUGGUGUGGGGAUGCAUAUAAACAGCUCGGAGACAGGAGCCGGGGGUGUGAGAGCCAGCAGAGUCUACUGCGGAGACAGAGCGAGAGAGAGAAAGCCUGAGAGAGGAGUGCUUCACCAGAGGAUCGUCAGCUCCAGUGGAAUACGGAGGCUGGGAACAGAGACGCGCAGCGUCAGCAUUGAACUGUGAUAUAUUU